This is a messenger RNA of Exophiala xenobiotica, 1307 nucleotides long. RefSeq lists its product as uncharacterized. The transcript has a single exon. NCBI's taxonomy places the organism in Eukaryota, Fungi, Ascomycota, Eurotiomycetes, Chaetothyriales, Herpotrichiellaceae. The coding region runs from base 165 to 1175 and encodes 336 amino acids. The record is from RefSeq and is a predicted model, not a curated record.
GCUCAAGACAGGGAGGUCGGCUACAUAGCUGCCUGUUGUGCCUGGCAGUUUCUUAUGAGUCACAUCGUGUCUCUGGUUUUCCUCCUUACUGUUUGCAUAACUUGAUCUUACGAGCCAUUAGAACACAAAAUCUACCAGGUAGAUUAAAAGGCCGACCGACAACCAUGGCAUCAACUUCCACACAGCAGAAAGACCCAACCUUCCGCAACUACUCCUCAUCUGCCGCGCAAGCCUACGCCCAGAACCGCCAUGGCUACCCGGACAGCGUUAUCUCUCUGAUCCUGAACCAGCACACCAGCACCGGUGGCGCGCUCAAUCUCCUGCUGGACGUUGGCUGCGGACCCGGUACGGCGACACGCUCGCUUGCGCCGCAUUUUCAGCACGCCAUCGGCGCCGACCCUGGUCAGUCUAUGAUCGAGACCGCGCGGAGUAUACCUAGCGCUACGGCGGCCGGCAAGCCUGUGACAUACGAGGUCUGCGCGUCGGACGCACUCUCCUCUCUUUCCGCCCUCAAACAAUACUCGGCGGACGGGAGCGGGAAGGCUUGUGUGGACCUCAUCACAGCAGCCACGGCAGCGCACUGGUUCGACUACCCAGAAUUCUACCGGGAAGCCGCCAAGGUUCUCAAGCCGGGUGGAAGUAUUAUCCUCUGGUGCACUAAGGGGUACUACGUGGAUGAGCGGACGACGCCGAACGCGAAGAAGUGUCAGGAUCUUUGGCAAAGUUUUGAAAAUGAUCUUCUACGGCCGUACGAAAUGCCCGGAAAUCAGCUCACGCGGGAACUAUACGCCGGCCUGCCGUUGCCUUGGAGCGAGUAUCCGGGUCAAACAGUGGAUGACGAAACCAAGACGUUAUUGAACAUGUUCGACGAGAAGGAUUAUAGGAGGCUGGUGUUCAACGAUAACGGUCAAGUCAAGCCUGGCGAGGAAUUCCUCAUGAGCAGAAGGGUGACGUUCGAGCAGACUGCCCGGAUGCUGGGGACGGUGAGUCCGGUGACGAGAUGGCGGGAGGCGAACAAGGACAAGCUCGAAAAGGGGGAAAUUGAAGAUGUUGUGGACAUGAUGAUCAGGCUGACGAGGGAGGUGUUCGAUCAGGUGCCCGAGGGAAAGGGCAGGGAUUGGGUCGAGGGGGGAGGGGCGCUGGUGGUCAUGGUGUUUAAGAAGAAGAUUGAGUAGUAUCUGCGAGCGGAUCUGAUCAGAGCUCGGGUUUCUCUCUCACACGCCACAUGGUAAUCGUGAGAUAGACUAAUAAGAUCUUAGAGGGACAGAGAGAUAGAUUGUAGCGACGUGUGGCCCAACUGAUACGAG